AUGAACCUCUGCAAAUGGGUUACCAACUCACCUGAUCUGAGAGCCAUGUGGAAAGAGAAUGGAGUAGAGCUCACUGGGGUUAAUGGACAUUUUGAAAGACAGAGAAAAUACAAAAAGAAGUGUACUAAGAACAUCAGCCCGUAUAUUACUCCUUUUACAGUCCGAGUAAAGUGCCUUUUCCAAGAGAUGUGGGAAAAGGGGCUCAACUGGGAUGAACCAUUACCCACUGACUUGGCAGAGAAGUGGGAGCAGUGGUGUGUGGAGUUACCACUGUUACACCUGGUGUCUAUUCCCAGGUGGUACCACACUGAGAUUAACAAAGAGUCACACACUGUAAAGUUGCAUGUCUACUGUGAUGCAAGUGAAAAGGCUUACGGUGCUGUGGCAUAUCUUCAAGGACAAAACAACCUAGGAGAGACUAUUACCAGUUUUGUGGCCUCCAAGUCACGAGUAGCACCAUUAAAGAAAAUGACAUUACCUCGCUUGGAGCUCAUGGGUGCACUUAUUGGAGCAAGAUUAGGAUACAGCCUCCUUAAGCCACUGAACAUGGAGAAAAACCAGCUCAACAUGUGGACGGACUCUAUGAUCACGCUUCACUGGAUCCGCAGCUCAUCACGUCGAUGGAAACCAUUUGUGAGCAACAGAGUGGCAGAAAUACAAGGGCUCACAAAUCCAGAACUCUGGUCCCACUGUGCUGGCAAAAUGAACCCUGCCGACCUUCUUACGCUGGGUUACCAUGGGACCCACUUCACUGUCUACAGAUGA
This is a messenger RNA of Poecilia latipinna (sailfin molly), 765 nucleotides long. RefSeq lists its product as uncharacterized. The transcript has 2 exons. The record is from RefSeq and is a predicted model, not a curated record. The coding region runs from base 1 to 765 and encodes 254 amino acids. NCBI's taxonomy places the organism in Eukaryota, Metazoa, Chordata, Actinopteri, Cyprinodontiformes, Poeciliidae.